Messenger RNA from Wasmannia auropunctata (little fire ant), 1582 nucleotides. RefSeq names its product mitotic spindle assembly checkpoint protein MAD2A (gene mad2). Gene Ontology annotation, cellular component: kinetochore; nucleoplasm; cytoplasm. Gene Ontology annotation, biological process: mitotic spindle assembly checkpoint signaling. The transcript has 3 exons. The record is from RefSeq and is a predicted model, not a curated record. The coding region runs from base 114 to 752 and encodes 212 amino acids. NCBI's taxonomy places the organism in Eukaryota, Metazoa, Arthropoda, Insecta, Hymenoptera, Formicidae.
UUGGUCGCCGACCAGCCGUUUCAUUUCAAAUUUGUAGCCCGGUCCCGGAGUGCUUGUAGUGCUUGUCCCGUCGAUUUUCCGACGAAACCGCUGUGAUCCGAUUGUUCUGCAGCAUGACAGAGACGCAACAAAGGGCCAAGUGCAUUACCCUGAAAGGUUCCGCCGAGUUGGUCGCGCAAUAUCUGCUCUAUGGAGUCAAUAGUAUACUCUAUCAAAGAGGGAUAUAUCCGCCGGAGACAUUCCAGCCUUCCGAGCAUUUCGGUCUGUUCAUCUUCACGUCCACGGACGAGAAAAUCACGACCUUCUUGAACACCGUGCUGGGACAGAUCCAAGAGUGGCUCGUCCAGCGCAAGGUGCACAAGAUCACGCUCGUCAUAACGAACGUCAAUACGAAGGAGGUGCUGGAGAAGUGGGACUUCAAGGUCGAUUACGAGGAUCCGAAGGCGAACGGAGCAGACAGCAGCAUUAUCAAGGGCGAUCUGCCCGAAGUAGGGACGAAGGAUGAGAAAACUAUACAGAAGGAAAUACGCGAAGUGAUACGUCAGAUCACAGGCACGGUGAGCUUUUUGCCGCUCUUGGAUUGCCUGUGUUCCUUCGACAUACUUACGUACACAGUACCAGACUGUAACAUUCCCAACCAGUGGGACGAGACUCAGCCAGUUUUUAUUGCAAACAGUCAAGAGGUACAGCUUAGAUCAUUUUCAACCUCUUUACAUAAAAUGGAUACUGUAGUCAGUUACAAAAACACCUGAGCCUAUGUGUUUGCCUUUUUACUAAUGUAAUCAUUGUAAAUACAAACUCCAUUUUAUGUCAGCUGCAUACGUGUCAACCACCAUUACCAAAGACUGCUAUAUUAAUUGUUGCUCCAAUUACAAACUGGUGGUUGAAUCGCACAGCAAAAUAUUCUACAGUAUUUAUAAUAUUUUGAUUAAUAUAUAUAAUGCUCUUGCAACUAAUAUGUCAGUUAAUCUGAUAUAUUUUGUACGAAUACAUAUAUAUUUAUAUUUUUUUUAAACAAAAAUCAGAUCUUUUAAAUGCGAGUAGAGUAUCUAGAAGAUAGUGCAAGUAAAGAUUUAAAUAUUAGAUCUUUUGACAAUAUAAAUUAAAAUUUAAUUAGAUCCUCUCUUAAAAUUCACAUAAUUAUAAUUUUUUUUGUUUUCAUUUUUUUUAGUAUUUUAGAUUCUAGUUAUGAAUGUACUUUUAAAUCUACUUUUAUAUAAAAAAAGAAAGGUGUGUAGGAAUGAAAGAAAAAAUAUAAAGGAUAGAGAGGGAAAUACACAGAACGCUGACAAGAGAAUCUUGGCAGAUUUUAUUAAAACAUAAUUGACCGUUUACAUUUAAACACAAGAGUUACAUUUGCUUACUUGGCAAAGCAUGAGAGAUACGACUAGAAUAAAGUAUUUUCGCUUGCCGACGCUUCAUAGUAAUCAUCUAACGCUAGCGUCUUCCAGCGUAAAGCUUCUCUCACAUGAAAUCUCGAUGCCGAUACUAGUCUCAAUCAUUUCCUAACGAUUCCUCGCGUUAUGCUCCAUCUCUAAAGUAUCCUAAACGAAAUUACGUAUAAAUAAAAAAUAACUCGAAA